Molecule: messenger RNA, 1512 nt
Organism: Dichotomopilus funicola
Lineage: Eukaryota; Fungi; Ascomycota; Sordariomycetes; Sordariales; Chaetomiaceae
Product: phosphatase PSR1
Exons: 3
Coding region: 1-1512 (503 amino acids)
Cellular component (GO): plasma membrane
Molecular function (GO): phosphoprotein phosphatase activity
Source: RefSeq, a predicted model, not a curated record
AUGGCACGAAGCACGGAUGAGAGGUCGCAUGGGGCUUCGGAAAGCUCGAGAGACAAGGACACCCUCGCGCCCGAGGUCGGAACCAGCUCUAAGAGGAACCGCGGGCUUCUCCCCGUGCCGUCCAGGUCAUCCUCCCAAAAAGUCCAGCCUUCGCCGACCGCAACGGGACUGAGCGGCGCAACAGCCGGCGACCCAAGGGACAGCAUCGGUGGGCGCUCUAAGGAAUCCAGAGGCAGUAUGUUGCGGCCACACCACAAUGGAAGCGCGUCUAGUAACCGUUUAGGUGCCGGAACAGGACCAACAGCAACACCGGGAAACUCGGAGCCAAACUCACCCGCCGCUACGUCGCAUAGGAAGAAGAAAGGCGGCCUCCUCGCUCUUUUCGGGUGCUGUGGUGUGCCAGAUAGCGCAAAUGGUCUCGACACGGAACCGCCCGUCCCAAAUCAUAAGCUCGACAAGAUCCCCGCCCGGCCUGCUACCGCCAGCCGCCGGACCGCAACACCUUCGGAACAGCCAUCAGUUAGCAAAACCCAUCUUUCCGAAAAGGACGCCAACAAUCAGAGCUCGACUUCCCAAGGGCCAUUGAGGGGCGGAAAGCGGAUCUCGGGUGUCAGCACUCAGGAUCAAUCUACCGUUGGGGGUGAGCGGGACAAUGAGUCGAAGCAGACGACGCUGGUCGGACAGAGCGGGAGCAGCCCCGUGAUCUCAAUUGACCCGUCCUACGCCACAACCGCGGAUACUGAGCGGAUUGAUGAGGCACCUCUAGACAGGGAUGCGGAGGGUGACGUGCAGAUGCCAGAUGCUGAACAUCUGCGGCAGCCGGGGACCCAGGGGGCCGCAGGAGCUGCCGAAGAAACGGCUCCGAGAGUUCCCCCGCCUCCUCCGGGUCCCGUACCGAACGCCCCAAACCACACGCCAGCUGAAAGCACACCAAUGUUCGCUCCAGACCAGCCUCAACGGUUCCUGCUCCCUCCCCAAGCCCCUGAACACAAAGGGCGGAAAUGCCUCGUUCUCGACCUGGACGAAACCUUAGUCCACAGCUCAUUCAAGAUCCUCCACCAAGCCGACUUCACAAUACCCGUCGAAAUCGAGGGUAACUACCAUAAUGUUUAUGUCAUCAAACGGCCAGGUGUGGACCAAUUCAUGAAGAGGGUCGGUGAGCUGUAUGAGGUUGUGGUGUUCACCGCAUCGGUGUCGAAGUACGGCGACCCCCUCCUGGAUCAGUUGGAUAUCCACAACGUUGUCCAUCACCGACUGUUCCGGGAAAGCUGCUACAAUCAUCACGGUAACUACGUGAAGGAUCUAUCGCAGGUGGGCCGCGACUUAAAGGACACCAUCAUUAUCGACAACUCACCAACUUCCUACAUCUUCCACCCCCAACAUGCCGUCCCCAUCAGCAGUUGGUUCUCUGAUGCCCACGAUAAUGAGCUCCUAGACCUCAUUCCCGUUCUCGAAGACCUAGCGGGCCCUACCGUCCAGGAUGUCAGCCUGGUUCUCGAUGUCACGCUCUAA